This is a messenger RNA of Meriones unguiculatus (Mongolian gerbil), 5995 nucleotides long. RefSeq names its product zinc finger protein 286A (gene Znf286a). The record is from RefSeq and is a predicted model, not a curated record. Gene Ontology annotation, molecular function: RNA polymerase II cis-regulatory region sequence-specific DNA binding; DNA-binding transcription repressor activity, RNA polymerase II-specific. The transcript is spliced from 5 exons. Bases 838 to 2247 code for a protein of 469 amino acids. Lineage: Eukaryota; Metazoa; Chordata; Mammalia; Rodentia; Muridae. Gene Ontology annotation, biological process: negative regulation of transcription by RNA polymerase II.
CUAACCCUAGAAGUUCGUAGCCUUUGUCAGGCCAGGGAUGAGAGGCGAGUUGCUCGGUGGGAUGCCACAGGCGUCCGUCUACCUCGGCGGUGGUCCAGUGGUCGUUCCGCGGCAAGCGGGACUGGAGUUCGUCGUUCUUGAGCUUCCUCCCCUCUCAGCGUCACGCGCCGGCCCGAAUCGCUCCGCGCGGGACUCAGGUGCAGACGACAUCGGAGCGCGAGUAGCGGUUGUCUGCGCCCUGUGCCAUCUCUCAGAGGCUUGGUCCCCUAGGGACAGCUCCAGGCGCAAGGGAUAUAGGCAGGUGAGGAUUCAGGAUGCUUUCCCUGGUCUCCGGGGCCCGCGUGAUCUGAGCAACGCAGAGCCCAAGAGGAGAGAAGCCCUUCGAGGCUCCUUGGACGUCUGACUGCUAGAAGCAGAGAGGAGCGGGAGCUUGGGGACUUGCAAGAGGUGGUGAUCAUGGAGACGGACUUGGCCGAAGCGCCCCAGAGAAGAGAGCGUCGAGUUCUCUUUCCUGGGAUGCAGUACAAGUCAAGCAACUGAAUCUAAGCCCGGGGCUGCUUUUUAAACAGUGUGGGCAUCUUUCACAGUCCCGGAAAGCCACGGCUUGCUUUGGACUCCCUGCAGCCUUUGUUAACAGGGAGCGCGUUUGGUGCGAUGGUCGGGUUUGGAUUAUAAUCUGAGUAGCAGCAUGGGUCUAGGUCCUGUCAUACUGCGUUCUUGUCCUUAGCUCCGUCUCAGGAGUCCCUCCUUUCCCAAGAGAAGAGUGCAGAAGGAGAGGCCGGGCCUCUGAGACUUGCAGCCAGAUCCCAGGAGACCGUGACAUUCAAAGAUGUGGCCAUGGACUUCACAGCGGAGGAAUGGGGGAAGCUGGAUCCCGCGCACAGGGUUGUGAUGCUGGAGAACUACAGGAGCCUGGUCUCACUCUGGCUUCCCAUUUCCAAACCUGAUGUCUAUGAUGUGGGUGAUGCAAAGGAACUACUGAAGCUUUCGAAAAAAUCUCCCAAACGCACUUCCUCAGAUGUGGAAACUAGACCUGAGGGCAAAGAUGCAACUUCAGAGCAAGACUGUUGGAAAUCAGAAUCCUACCAGGUUACAGCACACAAGCUGACUCAAAAUACUGGUUCUGACGGCAGCUUAGACACAGCUCCUGAACGUGAGCUUCAGUUAGAGCUUCAUCGAGGAAAUCAGGAGAAGCACGUGAGACAAAAGUUCACUCACUUGAACUCCGCGCCUGUGGAAAAAGAAAGUGAGUGUAAUAUUUCUUGGAAAAAGUUCAGUCAGAAGCCACUCCUUAUGACUGACGACAGAGUUCCCAAAGGAUCCCAUCACUUUCAUAUGCCUGGGAAAAGACUGAAGCAGCAAUCAAACGUGAUGAAAAAGCAGAGACCUUAUAAAGAGAAGAAGCCUCAUAAGUGCGAUGAGUGCGGCGAACUCUUCAGUUACCAGUCCGUGCUCACCCGGCACCGGAGAGUGCACACCGGGGAGAAGCCUUACAGCUGCGGGGAGUGCGGGAAGUCCUUCAGCCACAGAGCCAACUUAACCAAACACCAGAGAACUCACACUAGAAUCCUCUUUGAGUGUGGUGAAUGCAAGAAAACCUUCAUAGAAAGUUCAUCUCUUGCAGUACACCAGAGAAUUCACAUUGGAGAGAGACCUUACGAGUGCAGCGAGUGCGGGAAGGCUUUUAACCGGAGCACACAUCUUGCACAGCAUCAGCUGAUUCAUGCCGGAGUGAAGCCUUAUGAAUGUAACGAGUGCGGUAAGGCUUUCAUUCAUUCAUCAGCACUCAUUAAACACCAAAGAACCCAUACUGGAGAGAAGCCCUAUCAAUGUCAGGAGUGUGGGAAAGCCUUCAGCCAUUGCUCGUCUCUUACCAAGCACCAGAGGGUGCACACCGGAGAGAAGCCCUAUGAGUGUAGCGAGUGUGGGAAGACCUUCAGUCAGAGCACACACCUUGUUCAGCACCAGAGAAUCCACACUGGGGAGAAGCCCUAUGAAUGUCAUGAAUGUGGGAAAACAUUUAGCCGGAGCUCAAAUUUCGCUAAACAUCAAAGAAUUCACAUCGGAAAGAAACCCUAUCAAUGUGGUGAAUGUGGCAAGGCCUUCAUUCAUUCGUCAGCUCUUAUUCAACACCAGAGGACUCAUACUGGAGAGAAACCGUUUCGAUGUAAUGAAUGCGGGAAGAGCUUCAAGUGCAGCUCAUCCCUCACCCGACAUCAAAGAAUUCACACUGAAGAGCAGGCCUGAAAAUGUACUGGGUUUUGGGAAGUGUAAGUUGGCUUUAUCACUGUGUUUGAUAUUUGAAUGUUUAAAGAGAAUGUCCACAGUGUGACCGUAGGGGCGUCUGUAUAUGUAUAUGAUCUCACUAGUCCAAUGUAUAGCCAAGGUCCUUUCUCCUCACCUCUGGCAUUCAUUGAGCCCUUGUUUUUUUAUAAUCAUAUCAUCAAGGAGAGUUUGUUCUGCUAAAUUCUGUGAACUAUGCUCUGUGACUUUUAGAAAACUCUCUAGGGGGAUUGCAAUUUGAGUAUAUCCAAAAAGCUGAUAGGAGUCAAUGAACUGUUUUAUUUAGGGUCUCAGUCAAGAAGAAAGCUUAAACAACUGUGAGGUGCCAUGGAAUCCUUUCCUGUAGGAAAAACUCACAGGACAGCCCUGAGGUGACUUACCUAAAGACAAACAUCUUUCUUUCUCCCACUUAUCUGGCUUUCAUGUUUACUCAUAUUAUUUUAUUAUCAUCUUCCAUAUAUUAAGUGGUCCUUGUCCCUGAGCUCUCUUUUAUUUAUUUAUUUAUUUUUCUUUUGUAUGCAAGGGUGUUUUGCUUGCAUAUUUAUCUGUGUGAGGGUGUCAGAUCCCCUGGAACUGGAGUUACAGUUGUGAGCUGCCAUGUUGGUGCUGGGAAUUGCACCCAGUUCCUCUGGAGGAGCAGCCAGUGAGUGCUUUUAACCGAUGAGCCAUCUCCCCAGCCCCCUAUCCCUGAUCUCUUAAGUAAACAUGCCACGAAAUCAUAGUGAUCUAUUAGUAUAACUGUUGGAAGUGACCAAAAGCCAUUGAGAGGAUGGGGAACACAAAAAAGCUCAAGUAAGUAUUUAGUAAAACAAAACACAAUGUCAUUUUUUUAUUUUUCUGUUCUGUAUUAGAAGUCAGAUGAUAAUAAAAUUCGAGGCAAAGGUAAUCUCGGGUUUUUAGUUUCUUCUUAUACCAUUCCAGUUUAUGCCCUUGACCUCUGUCACAAUUAGACUGUGGGGAGACACCUUGACCAUGGCAUCUCUUAUAAAGGAAAACAUUUAAUUGUGUCUGGCUUAUAGUCCAGAGGUUUAGUCCAAUUUCAUCAUGAUAGGAAGCAUGGCAGGAAGAUAUGGUGCUGGAGAGGUAGCUGAGAUUUUACAUCUACAUCUACAUCUACAGGCAGCAGAAAGAAACAGCCUUUAGGCCUGGCUUGAGCUUCUGGAAUCUCAAAGCCCAGCCCCCAGUGAUACCCUUUCUCCCAGCAAGGCCACACCUACUUCAACAAGCCCAUACUUCCAGUAAUGCCAGUCCCUGGGAGCCUACGGAGGCCAGUUUCAUGCAGACCACCACACCCGCCCUCUGCUGUUCAUUUCAGUAGACUUUGCAGUUUCUGACUAAAGCAAGCUGGGGAGCUAGUGUAAAGAAGCAGUUCGAGUGGAAAGCAGUGUGAUGGGUGAAUGGAGUAUAAAUUCAGAAGUGACGGAAUCACAGGAAAUAAGGGUAAGGGGACUCAGUUUUCAUUAAGAUAUUUUUGGAAUGCUCAGAAACUCACUUAAGGAGGUUAAGUUGGGUGGAAAGGCUUAGGGUCUGUCUCAGUUAGGGUUUCUAUUGCUGUGGUGAAAGACCAUGACCAAAAGCAAAUUAGGGAGGAAAGAGUUUGUUAUAUGGCCACGUUGUAGUCCAUCACUGAAGGAAGUCAGGACAGGAACCCAAACAGCAGGAUCCUGGAGUCUGGAGCUGAUGCAGAGGCCAUGGAGAGGUGCUGCUGACUCUCUUGUUUGCCAUGGCUUGCUCAGCUUGCUUUCUUACAGACCUCGGGACCACCUGCCAGUGAUGGCCCCACCCACAAUGGACAGGACCCUGCACACACACACACACACGCGCACACACACACACACACGUUAAUUACUAGUUCAGAAAAUGAUCUUAUGGAGGCAUUUUCUCAAAUAAGGUUCUCUGCUUUCAUCUGACUCUAGCUUGUGUCAAGUUGACAGAACUUGCCAGUACAGGGUUGAAGUCAGACUAGGAGAAGGUCUGGCCCAAGAAAGGCGCUCAAUACUCCGUUACUUUAACCAAUGUAGCAUCGUUAAGAAAAGGAUUUGGCAAAGUCUGGCCACCAUCUAUUUCUACAAAUUAUAUUGGAACUCAGCUACAUUCAGUGUUGACAUGGCUGGCUGCUUUUGCGUGCACCGUCAGAAUUGAGCAGCUGUGUCUGCUGUAACCAACAUCAUAAACACGAAUACCUUGUAGGCAACAGAUCUGUACUUCAUGAUCCUAGAGAAAAUUCAAACUCAGGCUUGAAACUUUGUACUGGAGAUCAAGAUACCAGAAAGUUUGGGUCUGAGGGGUGGCUGCUUCCUUGUUCACAGGAGGUACCUCAUCCUCACAGGCUGAGGGAGGAAUCAAGAGUGUCCUCGGAUGCUUCUACACAUGCUGAUCCCCUUCAGGAGGAUCUGGCAUGAUCUAAUCACCUCCCAAAAGUCCCACUUACUACCAUCACUCUGGUGAUAAAGUUUCAGCACUUGAAUUUUGGAAGGACAUAUUUGAUUCAUAGAAGAUCAUCUCCUAAAUCUUGUAAUACUUGCUAUUUGGCCCUGUGCUAGAUCCCUGUCAAGGAGUCAGGAAUGCAGAUAAAACCAGUAAGAAGUCAGGUUGAGUAGAAAAAUUGUGAUGAUGGUGGACUUGCCCUUCACUGGGGAGUGAAACCGUUCUGCAUUCCCUCUUAGGCCAGAAUGAUAAGCAGAGUGGACUCCAUCUGCAAAUGCCCAGAAUCUCAGUGUCCUCUCAAUCUAGUUGAUUUUAAGGUUACAGGAUAUUGAGAGCAGGAGAGUGGGAAAAUCAGAGAGGAGACAUGACACAUUGAAGUGUUCUAGCCUUAUGAUGUUACUAUAUAUCUCUGAGAGGAUGUUUGCAGUUAUUAGGACCUUCUUAGUAUCCUCAAAGGUUAGGUGAAACAAUUCAAUUGGAGGCCAAAACCUGACUGAUGAAAUAAGACCAAUGUGAGCUGUUGAAAGAUGAGUCUGAUUUCUCGCAUUCCCAUUUAGCAAAUAUGUGUUCUCAAAACACUGCAUUACAUAAAUAGUAAGACCUGGCACACAUUAACUCUAUAGACAACCCAACUAUCCUCGUCCACUUACUUGCUCAUAUGUACUUUCAAGAACGUUCAUUCUUUCUCUACAAAACCAGUAUUUAUUGUGUAUUUUUAAAAACACAUUUUUCAUGACGGAGCCAUGCAUCAGUCAGAGUAAAUGUCUUAAGUCAUUCUGAUCACCCUCGGCUUAUAGACUCAGCUGAGGCAGUGCUGUUCUCUGGUCCGUUAUAGUGAGGCCUCAGGAUCUCUAGGGUUGCCUCCUUUGCUGCCAUUCUCACUCUCCUUGAGACGCUGCAGAAAUUGCCGGUUUCCUUCUACAUAGCAUUAAGCAGGAUCCAUUGUAUGGUUCCAGAGAGUAGAGUUUGCAGCUUAAGUCGCUCCGAGAGGUUGGCUUUAAGUUUGUCUCUCUGGGAACUCCGACCCUUUGUAUUUCAGUGUUUGACUCUUUUAUGUCUUGUGUUCAACAUAACUACAUGUUUGUAUUCCACUAUGAAUCUUGGAAAUUUUAAUUACUUCAUUUUGAAUGUCCUGAUACCUAGAAAGUAAAUUUGACUGUUCUAAUGGCCUAUCAAUAAAGAUGUUGUUUAUAUAUGUAUUUUCAGAAGCUUGUGUACAGUGCUUUUAAAUUAUAAGAUGAGUAUAUUUUUAAAUGUAAAGAAAGAGCUUAGCUGUGGUGGAGCA